Messenger RNA from Leptinotarsa decemlineata (Colorado potato beetle), 2093 nucleotides. It is a transcript of the gene grn, whose product is annotated as GATA binding protein grain. Gene Ontology annotation, molecular function: RNA polymerase II cis-regulatory region sequence-specific DNA binding; zinc ion binding; DNA-binding transcription factor activity, RNA polymerase II-specific. Gene Ontology annotation, biological process: positive regulation of transcription by RNA polymerase II; negative regulation of transcription by RNA polymerase II; cell fate commitment. Lineage: Eukaryota; Metazoa; Arthropoda; Insecta; Coleoptera; Chrysomelidae. The record is from RefSeq and is a predicted model, not a curated record. Gene Ontology annotation, cellular component: nucleus.
UCGUGUUAGUAUCGAUAUCUACUGUGUAGUAUUUUGUUUUGAUAAUGAGGCCGAUUUGAUAUCAGUGAUGUGCAUUUAGAUUAUUUUAACUGUGAUUAGUGAAUUAGUUCCGAAUGAUCUCUUUAGGAUAUCUCAUUUGAUCUUAUCGUCCUCGACCAUAAAUCUAGCGGCCGUCGACCGUCGCAUCGAAACAAAUGCUCGCUACACCUGCCUACUAUGACCAGAGAAACAAUUGGUGAUUAGCAGUGUACCGCAAUUGCAAGCCCUUUGGGAUUUUCGACAUUUUUUUCGUGUGUGUAGUGUGAAACGAACUCAGUAACCCAUGAUUAUGGAGAUGACGAACGAAUCGGUGGUGGGACGUUGGUAUGAGUCCCCCAGAACCGGGACGACCGGGAGUCCCGGACAGGGGUUGGACGGUGGAAAUUCGGACAUUAACGUUGCCGAACAUAUGGGCACUUUCUUCCUGGACCAUACAGGCAGCCAACGGGCAGCGAGGUACUACCACCAGACGAUGCAUUCGCCUUACGGAAGCCACACGUCGAGGAUGUCAUCCGGACAAGUCUGCAGGCCGCACUUCCACGCCCCUCUUCACCCCUGGCUCUCCGAUGGGGCGAAGCCGCUCACCCACUCGAGCCCGUGGGUCCCGUUCGGCGGGGGCGACCCUGACAAGUCGCAGUCGCCCAGUUCGGCGCCCGCGCAAGCGCACAACAUCUUCUCGUUCCCCCCGACGCCUCCCAAGGACAGCACGCCCGAUUCCGUGGCCCCCUCGGCUGGGGCGGAGUACCAGAGCGCUGUGGCGGCGGCGAUGGGAGCCUUCAUGCACGAGAACCCCCAGAGCUGUGCCCUCGACAUCAAGCCUAGCGGGGUGGGGGGAUCGUCGAGUUCGAGCAACAAGCAGCGAGAAGGUAGUGAAUAUGAAGGGGGCUCCUCGGGCAUGUUUAAUGGUAACUUUGAUGGCGCGUACGGGUCUACGUAUGCCCACGGUAUUCACGGGGCGGCAUAUUCGCCGCAGAACAAGCAGCAUCUGGGCGGCAUAGGCGGGCAGGGCGCCCAGUCGCCCAACAAGCCGCGAAACAAAUCGAGAACGAGCGCCGAGGGAAGAGAGUGUGUCAAUUGUGGAGCUACCAGCACACCAUUGUGGAGAAGAGAUGGCACUGGGCACUACCUCUGUAACGCUUGUGGACUCUACUACAAAAUGAACGGACAGAACAGACCUCUAAUCAAACCAAAAAGAAGACUGAGUUUACAAAGUGCGGCGCGCCGGGCGGGUACGAGUUGCGCCAACUGCAAGACGACGACGACGACCCUCUGGAGGCGCAACCAAAACGGGGAGCCCGUCUGCAACGCUUGCGGACUCUACUAUAAACUACACAAUGUAAACCGACCACUCACCAUGAAGAAAGAAGGCAUACAAACGAGAAACAGAAAACUCUCUUCAAAGAGUAAGAAGAAGAAGAACGGCGCAUCCUGCCUCUCGCUGGGCGGUAUGAUGGGCGGCAUGAUGGGCGACAUGAAGCCUUUAGACGCCAGCAAGGGCGGCUUUGGCGCUGCAGGUUUCGGCGCCGGCAUGGGUGGUGGACAUCCUCAUCUCAACGCCGCCUUACACCCCCAUCACGCCAUGAGCCACUGGUACCAACAUCAGCAUACGCAAGGAUUCGUUUCCGGUCCUCCUCCCCCCGCCCCACCCCCGACAGCGUCGUAUCAUCAUCACAUGAGCUCGCUGAGUGCCGCCGGUUUGGGAUUGACGUCAAACGGGAUGACCGGCUGGAGAUCCGAGUAUACGUGAUAAGUAAGUGAAGAAGCCUGUCAAGGAAUUUAUUUAUGAACAACUCUGUAGAUAUAUUGUUUAAGGUAUAAAUAAAAUUAAACGUGAUCAUCAAAAGCUGGUUAGAGCAUCCCUGUAUUCACUGUAUAUUUUGUAUAAAUUAAGUUCAGCGAUUGUAUGACCAGUGAGUUUAUGUAUAAAUUAAGUACAAAAAUAGAACGUUUGUAAUGUAAAUAGAUGUUAGUUUGUUUAAAAUGAUUUUAAUACAAGUUUCGAUUUGUAAAUAUAUGAAUAUAUUAAAGACAAUGUGCAAUCUUCACGAUAAAUA